AAAUAAAAAAAAAAUGUAUUGCUAACUUGUUCACAUAAGAUUGUGAUAUACGUAAACUAGUUCAUUUAUGAUCCCUGGCAGUCGCAGACAUGGUGUCGCUGUCGCCACUCGCAAACCCUUCAUCUCUUCUAUCUUCUACCACCUUUCUUCAUCCAUUGAUGUUCCAUUACCCUCCAAACCCUUCACCCUCCCACCCCAAACUCAAAGCCCAAUUCUCCGUCACCCAACAACCACAACCGUCCACCACCAAGCACUCCAUUCGCCGCCGCCGCACCGUCGCCAUUGCCAACGCCGAGUUCGCGUCCUUCAUUGCUCUCUUUCAACAAUUCGGAAUCGGCUCUGCGGAGACCCAAUCGCUCUUCUUCAACAACCCCGACCUAACCACCGUCUCAAUCGAAUCACUGCGCGCUCGCAUUCUCUCUCUGCGCUCUCUCGGCUUCGACCCUCUCACUCUCUGCAAAUUACUCACAAAGCGCCCAACCCUCUUAACAUCUCACCAAAUCGACCCUUUGGUAACCUUUCUCAGAGACAAUUUGCAAGGAAAACUCGACAAACACCAACUCAAUCGCCUCUUCUCCGCUACGGACCCAAAACUGUUUGAGACUUUUCCCCACAAGGUUCAAACCCUCGUUGACCGGGGAAUCCCCGUUGACCAAAUUGUGCACGUGCUCAACAACGUGAGUCUGCCAAAGGCCUUGUGUCAAAGGUCGGUUGAGGAUAUCCACAGAAUUGUAUCUUUCUUAGAACCCUUUGGUGGCAUUGCUUUGAUUCUCAAGCGCCCUGCCGUUUUGAACCAUGAUUUGGAUACUCAGCUUGUUCCAAGAGUCAAGCUUUUGAUGGAGCUUAGUGAUGGAGACAGGGAUGGUGUUAAGAAAGUGCUGCUUAGGUUCCCUAUCUUCUUGAAUUAUAGUGAGAAACAUGUGGAGGAACAUGUAGGGUUUCUGAGAUCUUUUGUGGAGCUUGAUGACAGACAGAUAUUUAGGAUAAUACUGGGGUUCCCGGCUAUUGUUACUGCUAGCAGAGAGAGGAAACUGCGUCCUAGGAUACGGUUUCUCAAGGAAUGUGGGUUGGAUUCGGGUGAUAUCUUCAACUUCUUGGUUAAAGCGCCAACUUUUCUAAGCAAUUCGUUCCAUGAGAACAUUGCAUAUAAGCUGGUGUUGCUGGUCAAGAUUGGGUAUAGGCAUAGGUCAAAGGAGUUGGCAAUGGCGGUUAGGGCUGCUACUAGGACAAACUGUGAGAACAUGCAGAAGGUUAUUGGUUUGUACUUGAAUUAUGGGUUUACGUGUGAAGACAUUGUUGCAAUGAGCAAGAAGCAGCCGCAGAUUCUGCAGUAUAACCACGAUUCUUUGCAGAAGAAGAUGGAGUACCUGAUAGAGGAUAUGGGCCGUGACAUUGGGGAGUUGCUGCUUUUUCCUGCAUUCCUUGGUUACAAGUUUGAUGACAGGAUUAAGCAUAGGUAUGAAGUGAAGAAGAGUGUUAGAGGGGCGGGAAUGUCUAUCAAUAAGCUUUUAGCUGUUUCCGAGGAGAGAUUCAGUGGCAAACGAAAAAUGGCCCAUGCCAUAGAUGAACUUGAGUAACAUAAAAGUCCAAAAAAGAACCGCACCCGGUGCAAAUUUGGAUCUAAUGGCCUUCAUUAACAUUACUGUAAAAGACAAGAGGGAACGGAAUAUUUGAAAUUCCUUGCAGUUUGAAAAGCAACUGCAGAGGAUCAUAGUAUAUUCUUUGCUUCUGUGGAGAAAGGCAGGAGGGAACGGAAUAUUACAUACUACUCAAACGCUCCAGCUGCUCGUAGAUCAACCACAAUAAACAGUUUUUGCUUAAAGUUCCUUACCUGAUUAUUCACUAUAAGAAAUUUUCAAAUCUUGCAGCAUUUAACUCUGCAAAAGCAAUAUUCACCCGGAACCAACGUGUUGAAGGGAGAGCCCAGGAAACUUAGAAAUCCAUUUGGAUUUGAAUGCGGGAAAAUUUAGUGGAUACCAAAUUCUAUUCAACACCUAGAAAGGUAAAGCACGAGAAGUGUAGGUGUGAUAGAUAAUAUGAUGAGACAGGAAGGGAAAUAAUAAGCGUUUAUUGAGUGAAUGAUAUGUAGUGGUAUCUAAACAUCAUUAAUCUUUGAAUAUGGAAUCAUGAAUCCAAGAAUGUCAGCACUGCUCGUGUAUCACAUGGAUUCAGUUGAUCAUAUACAACUGUACCAUGUCUAUGGGCAACAGUACUCAAUCUCCCCAUGUCCUGCCCCAAUUAACACUAUGCUACACAUUGACCUCUUACUUUCAAUAACCAUUCCAUCCCUUGGAAACUCAACAACCAUAACUAGAAUAGUCACAAAUGUUGGAACGAUGCACUUAAAAUAUAAAGGUGUUGUCGAUCCUCCACUUG
Messenger RNA from Cajanus cajan (pigeon pea), 2376 nucleotides. RefSeq names its product plastid transcriptionally active 15 (gene PTAC15). The record is from RefSeq and is a predicted model, not a curated record. NCBI's taxonomy places the organism in Eukaryota, Viridiplantae, Streptophyta, Magnoliopsida, Fabales, Fabaceae. Gene Ontology annotation, biological process: regulation of DNA-templated transcription. Gene Ontology annotation, molecular function: double-stranded DNA binding.